AUGCGGGUUUUCUCUUCGUUAUGUGUCUUGCUACUGGUAUUUUUGCGGGUUGUCUCAUCCAGGAGCGCUGUGGGAAACAGGCUGCUAGUAGUACUGGAGGAUGAAUCUCAGAAGGGUCUUUAUUCAAAGUUCUGGGCGGAUUUAGAAGCGCGAGAUUUCAAGUUGUCCUUCGAGUCCCCACGGAACGACCAAUUGUCGCUGUUUCGACAUGGUGACUUAGCAUUCGAGCAUGUGCUCCUGACACCUCCCAAGUCAAAAGGUUACGGCCCAUCUUUAACACCUAAACUUCUCCUCGACUACGUCAAUGCAGGCGGGAACGUCUUGCUAGCCCUUUCCUCUGAAGCAGGCACUCCCUCCGCAAUCUCCUCUCUACUGUUGGAAUUCGACAUUACACUCCCAACAGACAAGAGCUCCGUUGUUGUUGAUCAUUUCAAUUAUGACACUGUAUCUGCAGCCGAGAAACACGACGUCCUACUAGUUGGCAGACCAAGCCCCUCGAGGCCGGAUGUGGUAGACUUCUUCGGUGGAAGCGGGCUGUUGGCCCUUCCCCAGACCGUCGGACAAACACUCGGAAAUACAAACCCACUCGUUGCGCCAAUCUUGAAAGCCCCCGUGACAGCAUACGCAUACAAUCCCAAGGAAGAUGCGGAAAGCGUUGAAGAUGUGUACGCGACUGGCUCUCAAUUAUCACUGAUAUCCGCACUUCAAGCCCGUAACUCUGCACGUUUUGUUGUGCUAGGAUCCCUCGAAUCGCUGCAGGAUAAGUGGUUCGAUGCGUCGGUCAAGACCCCAGACGGCAAGAGUGUCAAGAUUGUAAACAGAGAGUUCGCAAAGCAAUUGACAGAAUGGGUGUUCAAGGAAGUUGGAGUCUUGAAGGUACUGGAGAUUAGCCACCAUCAAAUCUCUCCAUCCAGCAAGACAGAGCAAAACCCCACCCAAAUUGGUGAUUCAAACCCCGAGAUCUACCGAAUCAAGACCGAUGUGAAUUUCAAUAUCGAGAUCGCCCAAUGGUCCCACACACACUGGGCGCCCUUUACUCUCCCAUCUUCCGCCGAUGCCCUUCAACUUGAGUUCAGCAUGCUCUCCCCUUUCCAGCGUAUCCCACUAUCCCCUUCCACUAUCUCCACCAACAGCACAAUCUACUCGACCAGCUUCACCACGCCUGAUCAGCACGGUAUCUUCGCCUUUAAAGUCAAUUACAAGCGACCGUGGUUAACCAGCAUCGAAGAGAAGCGACAAGUUACCGUACGCCAUUUCGCACACGACGAGUGGCCACGAUCCUGGGCGAUUAGCGGUGCCUGGCCUUGGAUUGCAGGCUUGUGGAGUGUCAUUGCGGGCUUUUUGGUCUUUGUCGUCCUUUGGUUAUAUUCUGAACCGCCCAAGCACGAUAGCGAGAGGCGGCGGAAAUUGAGCGUCAGUGCUCCUGCUAAAUAA
This is a messenger RNA of Exophiala aquamarina CBS 119918, 1434 nucleotides long. Its product is annotated as oligosaccharyl transferase complex subunit OST4. The record is from RefSeq and is a predicted model, not a curated record. Gene Ontology annotation, cellular component: endoplasmic reticulum membrane; oligosaccharyltransferase complex. Bases 1 to 1434 code for a protein of 477 amino acids. NCBI's taxonomy places the organism in Eukaryota, Fungi, Ascomycota, Eurotiomycetes, Chaetothyriales, Herpotrichiellaceae. The transcript is spliced from 4 exons.